AUGACAUGCCAGGAUGGCAAAUGGGUGUGGAUCCGCAAUGGGCAGCGGAUCGCGAUCGACAUCGGAAGGUGGUGGUAUCUCCAUCACUACCAUGGAUGGAUGAGCAAGUCGCAAUUGGAGGAGCUGCGACAGGAGAACUACAAUGGUAAGAAGAAGUGGACAAAACAUGAGGACAAUGGUAAGAAGAAGUGGACAAAACAUGAGGAGUGGGAGUUUGAGGAUGUGGAGGAGGAGACAGCGCCACCGUGGCUACCUGCUGCUAGGCGACCAGCGAAGCAGCCGCCCAAAGCGCUAGAAACAAAAGCCAAUGUGCCGGAACCGGCCCGCCCCCCGUCAGCCACAUGCAGAGCUGCAGGCAAGGCCCAGCCAAUGCCGGCCAAUCGCUGUGUUGCGAAGGCGGUGCCAGUUCAACCCAAGAAAGGGCCUGUGGUUGUGCCACCACGGUUUUUGGAUGGAUGCCCGAUUAAGGAGAAGCAGAUGCAGGCCUGUGAGGAGGCUGAGAGUGAGGGCGAGUGGGAGCCAUAUGAGUUGGAGUCUCAUUGCGAUGCUGAUGAGUCGUCACCAGGAUCCAACCGUACGAACAACAAGCAGAAAGCUGCAGGGCCUAGAAAGGUGGAGAAUGAGGAAAUCGUGAAGGCCAGAAUCAGGAAAGCUGCUGCGCAGAAAGCCAAAGAUUUCAUGGAGAGCAAACAGUUCACCCAUGCGGACGGCCACUCCAAGCAGGUCCAGAAGCAUCCCAACAAGGACACCCAGGAGGUACCUGCAAAAGAGCUGCAGAAGAAGCAGCAGAAAAAGGCUGUGGAUGCAAAGAAGAUCACUGGCAGCAAAGAAGACAAGUCUAACAGAACGACCGAGGCGGAUGCAAAGAAACGAAAAGUUGACGAAAUCAAUGAAAAAAUCAAGCUGCACACCAGCGACAAGACGAAAGAUGCGAGCAAAGAAGUUAAGGAUCUGGAGGAGGCACAGAAGGCGUUGAAGCAGGCCAUGGCGAAGAACGAAUCUCGCCUGCUAGAGCUGAGGAAGGCGACCGCACAGCCCCGGCCUUUGGCGAAAGCCCGGGCUGGGGGCAAAGUUGAUACCACGACGGAAUCUGGCGACCCGACUUGUGCUAAGCCUGCAGUUCCUAGACCAGCGGCGUGA
Messenger RNA from Cladocopium goreaui, 1140 nucleotides. The record is from the annotation of a GenBank genome assembly. Lineage: Eukaryota; Dinophyceae; Suessiales; Symbiodiniaceae.